Messenger RNA from Harpegnathos saltator (Jerdon's jumping ant), 6554 nucleotides. RefSeq names its product fibroblast growth factor 18. Gene Ontology annotation, molecular function: growth factor activity. The coding region runs from base 236 to 1045 and encodes 269 amino acids. The record is from RefSeq and is a predicted model, not a curated record. The transcript has 5 exons. NCBI's taxonomy places the organism in Eukaryota, Metazoa, Arthropoda, Insecta, Hymenoptera, Formicidae.
GCACAUGUAGAUUCUCCCGGGGUACCGUAACAUCUCUUGCGAUGCUACGCGCUCUUCUUUUCUUCCUUCCUUUUCCUUUUCAUUUUUCACCGGCAGACGGUAAUCUACGACUUUGCCGUAUGGGUCAUCCCUCUCUCUUUCGGAAAUCGAUGGCAGAGGAAACGAGAUACGGAUUAAGAUUCAGAUUCGUAUAUGAAGCGCCGGCGAAGGAAAUGACGGUCGAUGGACGAUUUCGAUGCUAUCGUCAAUAUCAUCCACGGCAUCGAAGCUAUUCCGCGGAUGGCCGACCACCUGGACGCGGUCAGAUGAUUGUCCGUUACCACAGCUUGUCGUUUUAGCGAAGAUUUUGUGCAUCCUGAUGGUGGUGAUGUGCGGGGCGGCGCCGACGAUGGUGCGCUCCGUGAGUCUCCACGCGGUUUGCAGCGGCCGCAAUGUUACCGUAAUAGGCCGCACAGUCACAGCCGAGCAACGCAACGAUAGCAAUGCAGCCUACCAGGAACUCUCCACGCGAUCGGAGGACUUCAGUAGGCAGCUGUACAUCUAUGCGGAGAAGAGCCAACGAUACAUUUGCUUCAACAAGCGGUGGAAACUCGUUGGCUUGCCGAAGGAACAGAAGGGACCGAUGUGCCAGUUUUUCGAGGUGUACCACGACCAGUAUCUGAGCUACAGAAGCGUCGUCGACAAGACGCGGUACAUCGGCUUCAACAGCCGGGGCAAGCCGAUAAAGAAACCCCACGGCAGGAAGGAGUGCUUCAACUUCAUGAAGUACAACCCCCACGUCGACAUAAGCCACCACAACAGCCUGGUGAACUCGCAGAUGGGCGGCAUGGAGCCGCGGGAGCCGUUCGUCGUCUCGAGGAAACCGUCGCCGGUCACGAGGGCCACGAAGAACUUCCUGCUGCAGGCCGACAGCGCGAGGGACCACGUCCAAACGCCCCCGCACCGUCAGCGGCACCUGAGGAAUCGCUGGAAGCAGCGCCAGAACGGCAAGAACUCGGCGCCCCGAAGACGGCCGGAGAACUGCUUCGUCGAGGCCAGCAAGUAAUGAGCCGCCAAGGUACGAGCUCGCCGAUCAAGACUGCCUCCUCCAUACCCCGUGAGAACCUGAGAUGCCAGACUGCCAAAUACGCCGGUGGAACGUACGGUCGGGAUGUCAGGAGCCCACUUAGCGGCGCCCCGUGAAUCGCGACUCGAAGCACCGUGUACUCGUUCGCGCGAUCGGUCGCGAGGCUGAGCGAGGGCGCGGCACGCUCCGGCCACGACAUACACCCCCACGCGGCCGUCGUAGCUGCGCGCGAUGCCGUUUCAGUUUCCGUUUCCGUUUCCGCCCCGGUGCCCCGAAGUUCCCGCGACGCCGCGCCGCGCCCGCGCCGCGCCGCCCGCGCCGCGCCGCGUCGCGCCGUCGUCGGAGAUUACGUGUCCGGAUCGUGGGAGGGGGAGGGGGGAAAAGCGUGCGCGCGCGCGCGCGCGUGGAUUCCCGCUCUGAUAAAGCUAUCUCAAUUUCACGCGGUUAAGUUCGAUUUACACUUGCCCCGACUGACCCCCUUCAGGCAAGUAUGUACCUCGAUAACGAUAAGAGCGUUCCUUCUUAUUCUUUUUUUUUUUUUCUUUCCUUUUCUUUUCUUUCUCAUCGUUGAUUCGCGCGAUUGAAUCGCCCUGGCUCUUUCCUACUUCCCCGCCCCCCCUUCCCUCUCUCCCUUUAUUCACUCACUCUCGACUGUUAUCUCUAUCGGUCUCUGUCUUACCCCUUUCGUUUUGUCCCUAUGACGAAGAGAACGCGUGGCCGAUUAGUAUACUUUUUUUCUUUCACCCUCGCGAUAUCCCGCGCGUCGCGUCGAGAGAGCGCGCGAGCGCCUCGCGUCGAGAGAGCGCGCGAGCGCGCGCGCGCCCGCGCGACAGCCAGCCAUGCAGCAAAUUCCUUCGAGCCGUUGUCGUCCGGUUCGGAAUCGUUUUGACAAACGCGUACGAGGAACUAGAAGACGGACAGAAAGAGAUUCACGUUUAGUAGAGAUCGCGCGCGUGUGUGAGUGUAUGUGUGCGUGUGUGCGCGCGCGCGCGCGCGCACGCGCGCGUGUGUGUGUGUGUGUGUGUGUGUGUAGCGCAACCGAACGGCUGCUGUGCUUCGAGCGCGGUCACCGGUCCGCGAAUGCAGCGGCGAAGAGACGCGCGGACGCGGCGCACGCCGGACGAACACGUGUGUUUCCCACCGGGACUCGCCCACAGCGCAGGUGAUCCGUACACUUUCGACCCGUCGUCUAUAUCCGGUCGGACGCUCACAAACGCGAGACAGCCCGAUUUCGCAACACCGACGCGCGACUUUCUCUUUCUCUCUCUUUCUCUUUCUCUCUCUCUCUCUCUCUCUCUCUCUCUCUCUCUCUCUCUCUCUCUCGCCGCAAAGCAAAAUAUAUCGCGUGCACAAUUCGCAAAGUCACGACUCUCCCGAGCGACAUCGGCGCGGCCGUCAAUGUGGGAGCUCGCGAUGACGAGUGCUGCGAGACACUAGCAGAGGCAACGACGAGGUAAGUCGCGCCGCUUCCCCGUGGAAUGAUUCGAGCGUGCGAGUCGGCCGCGAAUCGGUAACAAAUCGCUCGGUCUGCAAUCGAACUCCGCCGCCGGCGAUGGACUUGUGCGCGUGUCGCAAAACGGAGAGGAAGCGCGAGCCCUCCGGAUGCGCGGAUCAUCGUCCUGCGGGCGAUUCGAGCGAGGACCUCUCUCUCGCUCGCUUUCAAACAGCGGCGCCCCGGCGAGGAAAUAUCCUCCGUCGCGUCGUCGCGGACCCUCGUUGUCGCUGUUAGGCUCGCUUGCGCAGUAGAGCUCACGCCGCGUAAGACUCUCUCGCUCGCUGUGCUAAUUAUGCCGCCUAACGUAGCGUGCGUGCGUGCGUGCGUGCGUAUGUACGUGCGUGCGUGCCUGCCCGCGUGUAUGAAUAAUGUGUGCGUGCCUACCUACUUGCGUGCGCGCGCGUACGUGCGUAUGUGCGUACGUGUGUGCGUGCAUGCGUGCGUUCUCGCGACAGACACGCAGACCUUACCGUCGCCGACGUGGCUACUGACACUCGCGGCACGAUCGAUCGUGAACGAUGUCAGCAACCGAGAGAGACCGAGAGACCGAGGUCCUUUGAAUUUUUCUUUAAUAAGCUCGAGGUCCUGGGACUCGUCGGCCGAUGAUUGGCGCUCCGGUGGAAUCGAGCCGACGCUUCCGUUCGUCUUUCUCGACGGUUAUCCGUCUCUCUUUCCCUUUUUCUGUUUCUCUCUCUCUCUCUCUCUCUUUCUCUCUCUCCCUUUCUCUUUUUCUCUCUUUACCUCUCUCUCUCUCUCUGUCAAAGUGGCACCACGUGUCAAAAGUUACCUACUCGAAAGACGCUUCAUCUCCUUCGCGCGAAGGACACGGGGAGCGUGAACCGCGGCGAGGAACGGUUCGUACUGCGUGCUUUCGCGCACGAGCGUAUAUUAUAUUUGUGUGCAUUCUGCGUGCGCGUACGUAAUUCGCCUUCGGAAAGUGUGUGAGUGUGUGUAAUAUAAUGCAUUAUCGUUAAUGAAAGUUAAUCUUUAGAACGCUAUCGCCGACUGUAUUAUUAGGCUAGAUACAUGAAUAUAAUGACGCGGUGGCGACUCGGCGAAGGGGACGUCCAGGGGAACGCCGAGUUCCACAUUCCCGCCGCGUCGGCGAGAACUUCUCGCGCGGCCUUACCUUUGCGUCUCCGCUAAUUCCUGUUUCUUUUCGUUUCCUCCUCGAAUCGACGGACGCCGCCACCCCAGGAGCGCCAACCGCCGUUGUUGUUGCGACUCGCAUCGGGCGCGAGGUGGAUACCCCUUUCCCCCUCCCCCCUCCCCCCUCCCCCACCAUCAUCCCCGGAGCGGUUCGUCUUCGCAGACUCGCCACGUAAGGCCUGCGCCUGACCCUUCUCCCAAAAAAGAAAAAAGAAAAAAAGAAAUCGCUCCCUAGGUAGCUUAUUUAUUGAAACCACGUUUAGAUUUUACGAAAGCUGAAACGCCCAAGAAGAACCCCCUUCGUUUCCCUAGUACGCUGCUCUCUCUCUCUCUAUCUACUAUCUAUCUAUCUAUCUAUCUAUCUAUCUAUCUAUCUAUCUGUAUAUGUACGUGUAUCGUUUUCGUUGCUCACCAUUUACCCUUUUCUCUCCCUUCCCCCCCGCCAUCUCCGUACUCCUUUCCUCAUUGUCAGUCGCGUCCUUUGAUGCAUUGCCAUUUGAUACCGCAACAUUGUGUGUCACAAUCGCGAAUCGUUCGAACGCGAUAGCGUCGAUUAAUUCUGUUCUCGAGAAGUAUACUUCGUAUCUCGGUUCGGCUUUUAUUUAUGUCCGCCUGCCGAAGAGGCAAUCUCGUCGGAAAUUUUGCGCGUAUCCAGAUGAACACCUCGCCGUCAGAAGGAGCAGUAUUCGAGCCACGCGUGUUUCUGCAACUUUCAAUUGACGUUUCCGUUUCAACUGACUCGUUUCACUCAUAGACUCGUUUCCCUUAAUUCGCGUCCAUUCACCUAUUCAUUUCGACGAUGAAAACUCCCGCUUCUCUCUCUCUCUCUCUCUCUCUCUCUCUCACACACACACACAAUGCCUGAAGAAAUACUCAAACAAUACCUGAUUAAUCGAAUUGCAUACGAGUGGCAGUGCAUAGAGAAGCUUAUUCCUACGGAUAAUGUUUGUAUGUGUCGCUAAAUGAAAAAAAAAAAAGUAGGGAGCAAUACGCACGUAGUAACGCCACGUUUCGUACGACGAAUCGAAGAUGUAAUUCAACGCGACGCGUUUCGUGUGCAAACCCGACAACUGUUCUUCUUUCCGAACGAUACCUCCUCGACACACACUUCGGCAAAAUCUGCUCUCUCGCCGGACCUCUCCUCACCGGAAACCACCUUCCUUUCGGACCGUUCCAUAUCGAAAUCUUGCUCCUCUCUCGGUGAUUCGUUUAUCGGCACGUGGCGAGUGCAGGUUAAGCACGAUAAGAUGUCGCGUGUAAACAGAAAUUAAACGCCAGCAGCUGAUCACGAGAAAGAAUAUAAAAUCCGACGCUUAAUUUAAUAACAGAUAACUAAUCUAAUGUGUAUAUGUAUUGUAAUGUAAUAUGGGUAUUGUAACUCCGCCUCGAAGAAGAUAAAAGGAAAAAAAAAAGAAAGAGAGAACAAAUUAACCAACUCGUUUUGUAUGUGUAUAAGCGUAGCGUCACGUAGCGACGUGCAGAGAAUCACACCGCGGCGUUUACGGCGAUGCGGAAAGAACGAUGCGGAACAAUUUUUAUGGAGUACGCGAGUCUCCUCGGAUACGAGAUACUUUGUCCACCGAUUGUCGCCCUGUGUAACGAAACGUGAAACGCAUGCGAUUCCCUGACCAGCGUCAUUCUCUCGCGACCCCGUCGUCAACGAAUGCCCGUGAUCGAGUCAUCCCGAGCCUGACACCGCGGGAUCCCGGAAUUCAAGCAAAAGAUUUCGUCGGCCCUUUUUGGCGCUCGUAUCCGUUUCUUCGUCUAUUUUUAUAUCAGCGGCAAUUUCGUUCUCGUCUCGUCCGCGUAACGCGCCUCCUCGGCGCAGCGCGCGACGCUGCCUCGCGAAUGUCCUCCUGCCUCUCUCAUCGUCGCGGUGACUCGAUCGCGUGGCAUCAAGGCCGUCAUCACACCACCCGCAACACCCCCACCCCCUGUCCCUCUCCUUUUUUUUACUUUCUCACCAUCGACGAACCAGAACGGCAGAUGAAACGAACGGAACACAAAAAAUGAAUCUGAAUACCCUAUAGGUAGAUAGUAUACAUAUUAAAUAAAAAAAAAGAAAAUGAUAAAAUAUAUAUAAAUAUUAUAUAUAUAAAUAAAUAUAUGAAAGAUGAUGUGUAUUGUAAGAUAUUUAAUACCGACUUGUCUUAGGCACACCCGAUGACGAUCGAUAACAAUGAAAUGAUGAUAAUAAUAAUUAUUACGAUAAUUGUUGUAUAACGAACGACGACGAUGAUGAUAUUCUACACUGUAAUUCGCGUUGUAAUAUAGAGGCCCACCCGUUACCCACUAAAUCGAUGUGUCGAUGUACCCCGGCCGUGCUGCGCUCGUGUGCGCGUCUCAAGGGGGAUGACCGCGAUGAGGCCGAGGGGGGCUGAUCGGGCUCUGCAGGUGCGUCGCGCUUUGGACGACGGCCAAUCAGCCGAACUGAGAUUUUUCUACGAGAAGGACCGGGAGCCACUUUCGUAACUGGCCGACGUUCAACGACCGUCGCACCCGAGACGGGAAAUUAGAUCGGUUUCGAUCUCGCGCGCACGAUUCUUCGCGCUGCUCGACGUUAAUCAUCCCGGCUGCAGCGAGAAGCCCACACACACACACACACACGCGCACACAUAACACACAUACAAGAAUACAUGCAUGACACAAACAAACACACACACACACACACAUACAUUACAUGUACGAUGCGCAGCCUAUUACGAACGAGCAUAGCACGGCCGGCAGCAACUAGCAAUAAUAUAACAUUCCAACUUAAAUCGCAUACGUACUGCGAAUUCUAAUACUGUGUGCCGCCGUACGAGAAAAGAAAAACACUGUCAAAUACACGCUCAUACACUGCUA